Molecule: messenger RNA, 5829 nt
Organism: Diaporthe batatas
Lineage: Eukaryota; Fungi; Ascomycota; Sordariomycetes; Diaporthales; Diaporthaceae
Product: 1-phosphatidylinositol 4-kinase STT4
Exons: 6
Coding region: 1-5829 (1942 amino acids)
Biological process (GO): phosphatidylinositol phosphate biosynthetic process; phosphatidylinositol-mediated signaling
Cellular component (GO): cytoplasm; plasma membrane
Molecular function (GO): 1-phosphatidylinositol 4-kinase activity
Source: RefSeq, a predicted model, not a curated record
AUGGCUCCAGACAUUCGUUCCAAGGCGCUGGAGCGCAUCGCCGCCCUCUCGGCUUCCAAACCCACGGCGCCAUUCGAAAAGUCGGAUUUGGAUCGCCUCUGCAGGGCCUGCCCAAGUCAUCAUCAUCACACGAGGUCGAGGAGUGGCACAAAUGGUUCCGAACACCGGAAGGCCGCCUCUCUCGCGCGCGUGCCAAUGACAAUUCGAGAAUUCGAGGUCCUCCUGUCCCUUUGCAAAGCCGCCCCGCUGGUUCAAAACAGCCAGAAUGCCCAGAGGCUGGUUCGGCAACUCUCUCCGUAUCUGCUCGAUGCCCACGUCCAGGAAUUUGCGCCCUCCCCAUUCUAUCGAAGAAUCGAACCCUCUCCGACCGAGUCGCUUUCUUACCAUGUGACCUCGGCUCUUUUGUGUCUUGGAAACCACGAUGGAGACAUAUAUGAGAACGUCUCUGCUAACGUAUCCGUGUUCUUGAAAGCGUGCUCGCGCGCAAGCGAGAGCUUAAUGUCUGCGCAGGGAGAGGGAGGCGGUGAUGUGAAUCUCGCCGAUGCUAUGCAGAUAGCUUCGAUUGCUGUGUCGCUGUUGGGGUUCCUUGAUGCCGCCGCGGCUCAGGCUGAUUUUUGGAGGUCCGGAGGCCGACUAGCCCUCAUACAACGGCUGCAAAAGCUAUUGAACGAGAGAUUCUUGAUCGCUGUCGAGACGGCCUUCUCAAAGAUUCGCAAUUCACACUCCCAUGAUCGUGCGCCAAAGGAAUGGAGACGAUACCUGCGCCACUAUCAGGAUACCCGGCGACCGUUGGGCGCAAUGCUUCUUCAGCAGAGGUUCAUGCUCCUCGUCACAUCUUCGACUUCGCUCCUCGUCGCGGAAAGCUCUUCUUUGAAGAAAACUCAUGUCCUAGACCUCCUGAUGGCAGGCGAAGGGCUUCUCCGACCUGGCACCGGCAGGAGCGGCAAUGGAGACACGAGCUCCGUGGUGACCUACUCUAACAUUGUCAUCGACCAGCUGAAUUAUCUAGAGGCCAGUGCCGAUUUCAUCCGCAUGGGCUCCUCAUCGCAGCAGAAAAUCGCCUGUGCGGUCAAGGCAGCAGCGUUCAUUAGCUAUCUGAACUGCUCUAGACUCAAUGAAGACGCUGCGGACACAGACACGCUCAUGGCAUGGUUGGAGGAUACAAUCAUUGAUCCCGACCAGAUGGCUGAUGAAGAUCUGGCUUCCGUCGUUAUCCGAGCCAUGGCGAUAGUCUGCAGAAUGUCCCCAGCACAUGGCGCCAAUGUCAGCCGCCUGAUGCCUCGGUUCAUCGUGCAAGGCCGUGCUCCAAGCCACAUUGUCGUGGCGGCCUCUCAAUGUUUGGCCUACGUCCUCCGCAUGCUAUCAACCGAUGCAGUCAUCACGACACUGUAUACUCUUGGCAAUGUGCUCAGUCCUGCCUCCGAGGAGAAUGAAAAAGGCGAGAAUGGACUUGACAACAGUGACUCGCAGGUCUACCGCGGGCGACAAUCGACUGGGAGCUCGAUAUCUCUUCAAUUCAUUGGGGAGGAAGAGACGUCCACGGUCUAUAUGAAUGUCAUUGACGCGAUCUGCGGCAUAGCGACCGCUUGCAGCGACGAGAAGAUCUCCGGUCUGGCUCAAUCCAUCCUCCUUCAGAAGUACGACAGAAUCAGCAAUGUCGUGGAUGCGAGAAUUAUAACUGGAGCAGCAGUCCUGUCUUUGAGUGCAGGACAGCUGGAGUUCCGCUCUUUGCUGAAAAGUUUUGCACGCAUUUCCCAUGCUGCUGUGGUGGAUAACCGAGUGAUCAUUCUGCAUGCGUUGACUGCGGCGAGAAACCACAUCUCUGCCAAUCUCCAUCGGGACUCUCAGCUCUAUGACAUCUACUGGGAUCACAUGCUGGACAGCAUCGUGUCACAAGGAGACGUAUCUCAGACCAGCCAUGCCAAGGAGUCCGACAUGGAACUCGCUGCCAAAGAGAUUGCGGAGCUACUUCAGCCUCUGGCUGUUUUUAUGUCCGCAAACGAUAUGGCCUCUAGCAACUGGGCAGAUGACGAGUUCCACGCCAUGCUGCGUGAUGCCUGGUUCAAUAUUGUUGUGCACGGCUUCAAUCCAGUGACUGAGCGCGGCAAGAGGUACGCGGACGAUCUCCGAGUCAUAGCCAUCCAUUCGCCGCCCCUAGUUGCAGAGCAGCGCGGCGAGCAGGUUGAGAGUGACAUUGAGCUGAACACGGUGCUUCGUCGAGGCAUGAGCUCCGAAAGAGAAUCGCACCAGAAAAAACACCUGGCCGAGCUAGUGGCAUCUAAGGCAUCUGAUAUCAAGAGUUUGAGCUAUCGCAAGGUCAUCUUCUUGCACACUGCCUAUCUCGUCGAAAGCUUGAGAGCCGAAUCGGGUGACUGCACGAAAGUGCUGUCAUACUUCCUCGAACCGAGCAUGCGCAAGGGUGAUGUUAGCAGUGUCAUGGAGGGGAUCACGAGUGUUGUUGUGGAGAAAUACCUGAGGAAGACGCUCGGUGGCGUUAACAACACCUUCUCUGCGCAAUAUGCCGCGUCACAGCUGGCUAUGAUCUUCUGCAAUUGUUGCCACAGGAUCGAGCGCGUCCAACAGGCGGCGUAUGCCUGUGCCGACCGCAUCAUCCGCGAUGUUCCCUCUGCCCUCUGCCGACGAUCCUCUCUAUUCGCCCUUCUCGAGCUGCUGUCGCUGAUGUGGGCAAGCUGUCUGGAGGCAGAGACAGAAAUGUAUGAGCCGAGGUCAACUUUCACCUCCGAACGUGGGAACGUGACUGUUGAGCUAUCUGAUGAUUACACGUUCAGAAAGCUCACCCUGAACCGGUUGUACAAGGCCGCCAGAGGCUGGGUCUCGACAGCUAUUAAUCUGUCACCAGCGGACGUCAAGGGGCUGCUGCAAACUCACCUUUCCGAAUUCGAUGAUGAGGGUGCGUAUGGCCAUGUCUCUCUUGGAAGGUCCUUUGCAAUGGAGCUUGGAUCCGCCAUUCCAGUCUCUGACCAGAGACUUAUCUCGAUUGAUGGCAUGGGAGAGGCCAAUAUCAACACAGCGUCAGACUUUAUUGCUCAAUAUACCACGCGCCAGGAAUACCGCUAUGCAGAGGCGUUACCGGAUCACAGCCUGGAGUGGCUGACCUUCAUGCGGAUCGAUAGGAGGGCAUCUUACCUAUCAGGUGCCGACACGGAGAGUGCCGACGCAGUCACGGCUCUGGCUCACAUCGAAAACCGCAUUUUGCAGAAAAAGAAUACACCUAUGGCCGAUGUCCGCGACAUCCUCCGUCGGGCUGCUGCUCUGUUGUGUCGCAGCGAGUCAGGGGUGGAAUGCGCUGUGGCGCAUCAUCUAGUGAGCAUACCGUUCGCCAUGUUCACGAAGCAGGCCAUCAAGCUUGGAAUCUCCCUGUGGCUGGGCGUAAUGAACGAGAAUCCAAUCUGGGAGCCUCGGAUUCUCAACGAGAUAUCGCAGCAGUGGGAGCUCAGUAUCCACAAGAAGCAUGGCCUGUUUAGUGCGGCGAUCACAUCCCCAGACCCGUUCUUCCUCAGGGAAGAAUUCGCGCCGAGUGAUCAAGAGGCGCUUACGAAGAAGAAGCAGUUGGUUCACAACCUUCUUUCGCCCCAUGCUCGACUGUUGGAGUUCCUCGGCAGCCAUUUCAAUGCAACACGGCUGGGCAGCCCUGACACGCAAAAGGUGCUCGUCAGGCUACUUGAUGUAACAAUGGAGGAGUUGCAGAAGGCCACGCCUCAUCCUCUGGCGAGAGAGCUGAGGCUUCAACUCGUCCUGUUCGGGCUGAAGGUCCUGCGGACUUCGACCACCAUUGGUCCAGUGUCACAAUGGCGUCUGAAAGAUAAACUGUUGUCAGCAGCAUUGAGCUGGUUCUGUCAUGCGCCCAAGUGGUCUUUUGGAAGUAAUAUGCUUCAGAUGAAGACUGAGAUCCGGCUGAUAACAGAUGUGAUAAACGCUGUCAAAGCUGUCGGCUUCAUUGGAGCCCACUCCGUUGGCACUUUCAGGUCCCUGCAGGCUCUGCAAUCCAAGGAACAGCUCUUGCUGCUGUUGCUAGAGAGUGAGCAGUCUAGGCUGACCGUAUGGGUCUAUCCUCUGAGCGAGCCUGCACAAAGACCAUCGACCCUGGUCCACACAGGCAAAGGAUCACUCGAAAAUGCCUUGCUCCCGUUGAUACGCACGGCAUGGGCCGAGAGCCCCUCACUCGCGAUAGAGCUCUGCACGAGGUUCCAAUCCCCCCGGGUCCACAAGGAAAUCCGAUCUUUGCUCCUUACAUUCCCGGAAAAGGCUGUGGGAGAACCCGAGGCUCUGCCCAUUCUUCUGGGCGGUGCCCUCCCCAGUGAUAUCAGCAAUCAGUUGAGGUUCCUAUUGUUCUGGGCACCCGUCAAUCCCAUAACCUCGGUCACCUACUUCCUGCCAGCUUAUCAGAACCACCCGUUCCUGAUUCAAUAUGCUAUGCGGGCGCUGGAAAGCCACUCUGUUGAUGUGACCUUCUUCUACGUUCCCCAGAUAGUCCAGACGCUUCGCUAUGAUGCACUUGGUUAUGUUGAGCGCUACAUCAUAGAGACUGCGCAGUUCUCCCAACUCUUUGCGCACCAGAUAAUCUGGAACAUGAAGGCCAACUCGUACAAAGACGAUGACGGCCAAGUUCCCGACGACAUCAAACCGACGCUGGACAAAGUGAUGGAGAGAAUGGUUGACAGCUUCGAUGCUGUUGAUCGAGAAUUCUACGAACGAGAAUUUACAUUCUUCGACGAAGUCACAGGCAUCUCGGGCAAACUCAAACCUCUGAUCAAGAAGUCCAAGCCGGAGAAGGCACAGAAGAUUGAAGAGGAGCUCCGCAACAUCAAAGUCGAAGUUGGCGUCUAUCUUCCCAGUAACCCAGAUGGUGUUGUUAUUGGCAUCGACCGCAAGUCUGGUAAACCACUUCAGAGUCAUGCGAAAGCACCGUUCAUGGCAACCUUCCGGAUCAAGAAGGACAAGGGCGGCAUAGAGGAGACCGGCAGCAUGAUCGAGGAGACGGUGGAACGCGGCGCAGCUCCGCCUCAUACCGAGCAGUCCAUUGAGGUCUGGCAGUCGGCCAUUUUCAAGGUCGGCGACGACUGUCGUCAAGAUGUCCUCGCCCUCCAGAUGAUUGCUGCCUUCCGCGGUAUCUUCCACAGCGUCGGGUUAGACGUGUACGUCUUCCCGUACCGAGUGACCGCUACAGCGCCAGGCUGCGGUGUGAUCGACGUGCUGCCCAACUCCGUGUCCCGCGACAUGCUCGGCCGCGAGGCCGUCAACGGGCUGUACGACUACUUCAUCUCCAAGUACGGAAACGAGGACUCGCUGCGGUUCCAGCAGGCGCGCAAUAAUUUUGUCAAGUCGAUGGCGGCGUACUCGAUGAUCUCAUUCCUGCUGCAGUUCAAGGACCGGCACAACGGCAACAUCAUGAUCGAUGACGCGGGCCACAUCCUGCACAUCGACUUCGGCUUCUGCUUCGACAUCGCGCCGGGCGGCAUCAAGUUCGAGCGGGCGCCGUUCAAGCUGACGUCCGAGAUGGUCGCCGUCAUGGGCGGCAGCACGAACCACCAGUCCUUCAAAUGGUUCGAGGAGCUCAUCGUCAAGUCGUUCCUGGCCAGCCGCACACACGUCGAGAAACUCAGCCAAAUCGUCCUGCUCAUGAUGGACAGCGGCCUGCCGUGCUUCAAGCCGGAGAGCGUGGAGCACUUUAAGCAGCGCUUCGUGCUGGACAAGACCGAGAGGGAGGCGGCGGACUUCAUGAAGGAGCUGGUACGCAAGAGUUACUCGAGCUACUCGACGGGUAUCUAUGACCAGUUCCAGCUCAUGACCAACGGUAUCCCGUACUAA